AUGCGGAGCUGGAGGAGAGAGAAAGACAGCUCCCACAUAGACUGUCAUCCCGGACAGCACGGAGCGCAGCAACACCCUGCAUAGCACUCUACAUAGCACCCAGCACGGCACGGGGGACUGCAAUCCCCAUCAUCCAGAGAGCACACCUCCUGUGUGAAGGAGGAGGACCUGCCCUGCCUGCUGGACCACCUGCACCCAUUAUCCGCAUCCUCCAUCCAUCCAGCACCAUGCAGCGAGCCCUGCUCAGAGCCAGCAUGCAGCUUUAAACCCUGUCUGACCGGCCACACACAGCUCUCUGCAGGAGCAGAUCCCAUGCUCCCCCAUAGCUGCCCUCUACAGUAACCCCUACAUCACCCAGCCAGGCAUGAGAAGACAGGAGCCUCCUGCAGCACCCAUCCUGGAGGAUUAGCCACCUGCAUCCCUACAGCAUCAGCAGCACACAAUCCUUCAGUCAAAGAUCGCACCCAGUGGAUUAGCAUAAUGUCACUUUCCGUACGGACCUUCCACUUUUUGGUAUUUCUCCAUCUGGUCUGCACCAUUGAUGUCCCCCUGGAUCUACCUCAACCUCCCACCAUCACUAAUCAGUCUGUGAAGAAUUAUAUUGUGGACCCUCGUGACAACAUUAUCAUUGAAUGUGAGGCAAAGGGGAAUCCAUACCCAACGUUUUCAUGGACACGGAAUGGAAAAUUUUACAAUGUGGCUAAGGACCCCAAAGUUUCUUUCCGCAGACAUGCUGGCACCCUCGUUAUAGACAUUCAUGGAGGAGGGCGUCCUGAGGACUAUGAGGGGGAGUAUCAGUGUUUUGCUCGAAAUGAGCAUGGAGUUGCCCUCUCUAACAAGAUCCUCUUACAAGUUUCUAAAUCCCCUUUGUGGCCCAAAGAAAAACUGGACCCUGUGGUGGUAAAUGAGGGGGGUUCUCUUAUCCUGCAGUGCAACCCUCCGCAUGGACUUCCCCCACCAGUCAUAUUCUGGAUGAGCAGCUCCAUGGAGCCAAUAGCCCAGGAUAAGAGGGUAUCUCAGGGUCUAAAUGGAGAUUUAUAUUUUUCCAAUGUUCUGCGCCAGGACGCGUUGACAGACUACAGCUGCAAUGCACGUUCCCACUUCACACACACAAUUCAACAGAAGAAUGCCUAUAAUCUCAAAGUGCUGACAAAGAAUUCCCGUAAUGACUCCGCCAUUUACUUCUAUACGAACCUCACUAUUAUGUAUCUUGCCCGAGGGGUGCCUGAGCGAACCCCAACCUUCUUACUGCCCACAGGUACCUCCAGCAGUAAGUUGGUCUUACGUGAUGAGGACCUUCUUCUGGAGUGUAUCGCCUCUGGAGUCCCGACACCAGACAUCAUGUGGUAUAAGAAAGGAGGAGAACUUCCCACUCGGAAGCUGAAGUUUGAGAAUUUCAAUAAAACACUUCGAAUUGUGAAGGUAUCCGAAGAGGACUCCGGAGAGUACUUCUGCCAAGCAUCAAACAGGAUGGGCAGUAUCCGACAUACCAUCUCUGUCCGAGUGAAGGCGGCUCCUUACUGGCUGGAUGAACCAAAAAAUUUAAUUCUGGCACCGGGUGAGAAUGGACGUCUGGUGUGUCGUGCUAAUGGCAGUCCCAAACCUACUAUCCAGUGGUUGAUGGAUGGGGAACCCAUUGUAGUUCCUAACCCCAAUUUUGAAGUUGCUGGAGACACCAUCAUCUUCAGAGAGGUACAAAGUGGCAACAGUGCCGUGUUCCAGUGCAACGCUUCCAACGAUCAUGGAUACGUCCUGGCUAAUGCCUUUAUCAGCAUUCUGGAUGUCCCGUCUCGGACACUGGGCCCACGGAAUCAGCUGAUAAGAGUAAUUGAAUACAACAGGACGCAGCUGGAUUGUCCGUUCUUUGGUUCUCCAAUACCCACGCUACGCUGGUUUAAGAAUGGUCAGGGCAGCAAUCUGGAUGGGGGGAAUUACCGUGUUCAUGAGAAUGGGACACUUGAAAUUAACACGGUACGGAAGGAGGAUCAAGGCAAAUACACAUGCGUGGCUACCAAUAUCCUGGGCAAGGCUGACAAUACUGUGCGGUUAGAAGUUAAAGAACCUACUCGUAUUGUGAAGGGACCGGAAGAUCAGAUAGCUAAAAGAGGCUCCACUGUCCGCCUGGACUGCCGAGUGCGGAGUGAUCCCUCACUGAGACUCACUGUAACAUGGAUGAAAGAUGAGGCUCAGCUUUACAUAGGAAGCAGAAUGAAGAAGGAGGAAGAUGCUCUCACUAUAUUUGGUGUUGCAGAAAAGGACCAAGGUGCUUACACGUGUGUGGCUAAAACUGAACUGGACCAGGAUUUUGCAAAAGCCUACCUCACCAUCCUGGAAACCUCCUCUUCCCCUACUAGCAGACUGACCUCCGCACUUAGAGAUAAACCUGACCCUCCCAUGGACCUGGAACUAACGGAUGAGGCAGAGAGGAGCAUACGCCUUACCUGGACACCUGGUGAUGACAACAACAGCCCAAUUACAGGUUUCAUUGUGCAGUUUGAGGAGGACCGGCAUCAACCAGGCACCUGGCAUAAUCUGGCCUCUGUUCCUGGCAAUGUAAACUCUGCGGUUCUCAAUCUCGCUCCGUAUGUCAGCUACAAAUUUCGAGUUCUGGCAUUGAAUGAGCUUGGCAGCAGCACCCCUAGUCCUUCUUCUGAACGUUAUCAGACCAGUGGUGCUCCCCCAGAAAUUAAUCCAAGUGAUGUACGAGGAGUAGGAACUCGCAAAGACAACAUGGAGAUCACAUGGACACCACUGAACGCCACGCAAGUAUAUGGCCCUAACCUACGUUACAAUGUGAAGUGGCGUCAGCGCAAUACAGGAGAACCCUGGAGCAAUGUGACGGUGUGGACUAACAGGCAUGUGGUGUGGAACACCCCGGUCUAUUCGCCGUACGAUAUAAGAGUGCAGGCAGAGAACGAGUAUGGCAGGGCGCCAGAACCAGGCACUGUUAUUGGAUACUCAGGGGAGGACUAUCCUAAGGCUGCACCCACUGACAUUAAGCUGCGAAUCAUGAACAGCACUGCCAUCGCCCUCUCUUGGACACGUGUCGCCCCGGCCUCUAUACAAGGACAGCUCCUGGAAUACAGAGCCUAUUACUGGAGAGAAAGUAGUUUGCUGAGGGGCCACUGGGUCUCCCGCAAGAUGCAGCAACAAAAUUUUAUUGGGGAUCGAGUACGAGGGAUUGUGUCCCAGCUGAUCCCGUACAGCAACUACAAGCUGCAUUUGGUAGCAGUGAAUGGGCGAGGAGACGGCCCCAAGAGCGACAUUAAGGAAUUUACCAUGCCGGAGGGAGUACCUAGUGCACCAAGAAACGUAAGAGUUUAUGAGCCAAACCGUGAAACAGUGGUUCUUGAAUGGGGACACCCGGAACAUCCGAAUGGAAAUCUGACUGCAUUCAACCUCCGCUACCAAGCUUUUAACGGAUCAAGAUCAGCAAAAGCUGUGACAGAAUUAUUGUCACCAAAUCAGACGAAGUAUACCGUACACAGGACAGACUCAGUGUCCAGAUAUCGCUUCUUUCUGAGUGGGCGGACACAGGUUGGUGCCGGUGAGGUCGUGACGACAGAAUCUCCCCUCAAGCAGGACGAAGCUCCACCCACUUCAGUUGCUCCCACUUCUCCUGCACCUGUAACAGAUGCUCCCACGGAGAUUCCAACUACCCCCCCAACUACUACUGUUGCCACUACCACCGUCCCCCCUACAACUAUGAUCACCCCGACAACCGUCCUUACCACCACUGGUAUUGACAGCACGCUGACGAUGGUGACUAGUAUUCAUGAAUUAGCUACCCCUGGACAUGCUGUGUGGAAUGUCACGGCUCUGCCCAACAGCCACUGGGCAAACAUAUCCUGGAUGCAUAACUUAGAGCCGGGGUCUGAGUUUAUGGUUGAGUAUAUUGACAGUAAUGAAAUAGAGACAAGAGUUCCCGUUAAGGCUCACCCCCCCUCCAUCCAGCUGUCUGACUUGGUCCCCGGUAUGACCUACAAGUUACGGGUUUACUCCCGGGAACAUCCCUCAGUCAAAAGUGCUUUCUUGACGUUCGAGACCAGCUCAGCGUACACGAAAAAUCAGGUGGAUAUCGCAACCCAAGGCUGGUUUAUCGGGCUGAUGUGUGCAGUUGCUCUGCUAGUACUUAUCCUGCUGAUUGUGUGCUUUAUCAAGAGGAGCAGAGGAGGCAAAUAUCCAGUGCGAGAGAAGAAGGAAGUUGCACUGGGUCCUGAAGAUCAAAAAGAUGAAGAUGGGUCAUUUGAUUACAGUGAUGAAGAUAACAAGCCUCUUCAGGGUAGCCAGACCUCCCUGGACGGAACUAUAAAACAGCAAGAGAGUGAUGACAGCCUUGUGGAUUAUGGGGAGGGGGGAGAAGGGCAAUUUAAUGAAGAUGGCUCUUUUAUAGGGCAGUACACUGUGAAAAAAGACAAAGAUGAGACAGAAGGAAAUGAGAGUUCAGAAGCCACCUCGCCAGUUAAUGCCAUCUAUUCCCUGGCAUAGGACACUGCCAAUCCCCUCCCCUCAUCCCCUUAUCAACACUUCUGUGUCCUAGCCUCUCUAAUACGUGCUGGGAGCCCAAAUGCUUCCCUCACCCACCCUGCAAGGUUCAAGUGGGACACAUACACUUUAACAACCAUAGCCUCAUGCUGGUGAUACCGUGGCUCACAGCAAAGACAGUGUGACAUUCAAACGGCAUGGAAGAUGAGCCAGUUAUUUUCUCUCUUUUUGCACCUACUGAAAAUCUUGUACCAGCUGCACUACCAGAUGGGGCAUUUGGUCUCCACCAACCUUGCGUUACAUAAACUGCAGUAUCACAAAUUGUCCACUAGAUGGACACAAGGUUCAUCAAUAUUGACAUUGUUGUCACUGGAACACAAAAGGACAAAGAUGGCAUGGGAAUCUCUAAAUGAUUUAAAUUGCUUCUUUUGGGAAUCAGUAUUUUCCCCAGUGAGGGGAUAUGUUCUUAUUGGAAUUAUAAAGGGACUUUUGUCGCCUUUUUACUUAGCAAACAUUUGGGCAAAGCAUGGGUGCAUUAUAUAAAACCUAUUAUCACUAACAGGAAAGUAGUGUUAACUGUUAAUUUGCCCUGACCCCCAGCCCUAAACCAUUUUACAUUUGAUUUUUUUUUUAUCCUUGGUUUUCUAUAAAAGAGACUGUAUGACUACCAGGGAAAUCAGGCUUUUGUUGCCUCCAGUAUAAUUUUCCCAUGAUGUAAUGGACUAGUUUUAAGAGCAAGGGAUGUACUCCGUAAUGUUAAAGUUGUGCCCCUCCACAUUGACUACACAGGAUUUAUGUGUACGUGAUCCCAGGACACUAGGGGUGGCACUGGGUUUUUUGCAGGACUUUGUAAUAAUAUCCCCUGUGGGCCCUGUUUUCUUUGCUAGCAGCCUAAAUAUUUCUGUAUCACAUCCUGCGGGCAUAAGCGAUCCAACGUCUACCAACAUCCUGUUUGCUGGCUUGACGGGGUGCUUAGGAAGCUUUUGAUUUCAUCCACUGACAUAGGGUGUUGCUGAACAUAUUAACAGCCUUAAGGACAAGAGGUGUUCCCAUCAUAAACAUUCAAUCUGCCCCAUUGUGCCACUAACAAUCUAUGCAGAAAAGAUGUCUGUCCCUGUGCUCUGCCCUUUUCUGCUCACACAGGGAAAUGUUUCAUCACUCAGUUUUAGUUUUCUAAGCAAUAGCAGGGUAUCUAAUUGGGGAAAGAGCUGGCAACAGACUUGUAUGUAUAAGGGUGGUUGCCGCAGCUGCGCUAAGUGGUUCCCGACGUAGAUGAUGGCACUACUGUUGCUUGUGCGUAACAUGGCAUAGGUUAGUAGCAGAUGUGUGAGCAUAAAGCUACACCUUGGCAUUUAUACCAGGAUAUUAGUAGUGCAUGUCAAUUGUGAGAGGGAGGCUACUGGUAUUGUUGCUGCAUAGAUCUGUAUCGUUAAUACUUUUCAUGGUCUCUAAGAAACUAUAUAUGGUUGACACUGGCACUACCCAUGCUGUACCAUGUCUAAAUCAUUAUGUGUAAGUGUGUGCGGAGCUUCUAAUGUACCUGUUCUGUGUAUACAUAUCAGGUUUGGCUGAGUAUUUACAUACUAGGGCAGGACUGGCACUGCCCCUGGUUUGUGCUAUUCUGAGGCUUCGUCAAAGUUAGUGUUACGCUAUCACCAAACUAUAUCACAAAUGCCCCUGGCCUUGUGUAGUUACACUUACAGAGAUGCCCCUUCCUGUGCAUUUAUUGAACACACACUCUGCCUUGUCUCUCCUUUUGCACUAAAGUUUCCUUUAUAUCUUCUUUUUGAGUCUGACUUGUAAAUAUUAACUUAUAUUCAUGUAAAAAUCAUUCAGAGAAACAUUAAUAUAUUUUUACCCCUCCACUUUUUUUCAUUAACCUCGCUAUUGCCAGAGACCUGCAAUUUAGGAGGCACUUAUUCUGAUCCAUAAUAACCCUGCUGGACUCUAUAAUAGGAAGUGUUGUUCUCCAAUUCUGGUCAUUGGUGCUGAAAAGGUUAAUUUAAAAAAAAAGGAAAAUAUAUACAGUGUUUUAUACAAAGGUUCAUAAUGUGUAUUUAACAGUUUCCCUCACAAUAUACAUUUUUUUUUUCUGGUUAUAUAAGAUUCUAUUCUUGCAAUGGAUUCCUUCAUUUCUUAAAAGCUGAAGAGUCCAGUAGAUUGCCCAGUCAUUAUAAUGAUCGAAUAUCAGUGUUUUUCACAAAAUCUUCUAUUAUAUUAUUGUUAUUUGUUUGUUUGGGGCAAGCAGAGAGCUGCAUGAGUGUAACUAAUGAGAGUUUAUCUGUCCAUUGUUCUUUCCUUGUUUGUCUUUUUUAAUCAAUGUAAAAAAUAAAUUUCCUUUUUUUCUUUGUU
Molecule: messenger RNA, 6837 nt
Organism: Pelobates fuscus (common spadefoot toad)
Lineage: Eukaryota; Metazoa; Chordata; Amphibia; Anura; Pelobatidae
Gene: NFASC
Product: neurofascin
Exons: 31
Coding region: 481-4488 (1335 amino acids)
Biological process (GO): brain development; axon guidance; cell-cell adhesion
Cellular component (GO): axon; plasma membrane
Molecular function (GO): cell-cell adhesion mediator activity
Source: RefSeq, a predicted model, not a curated record